Molecule: messenger RNA, 2113 nt
Organism: Malaclemys terrapin pileata
Lineage: Eukaryota; Metazoa; Chordata; Testudines; Emydidae
Exons: 1
Coding region: 661-1797 (378 amino acids)
Molecular function (GO): RNA-DNA hybrid ribonuclease activity; nucleic acid binding
Source: RefSeq, a predicted model, not a curated record
CGGGAAAGGUGUAUGAUGGCAAUGAGUAUGUGUUAAUGGUUGGAGAAGAGGUGUAUGAGUGAAGAGUGGAAGGUUCCUUUGGAAGUUAGAAGAAGCCGAGAAAGGGAGAAGGAAAAAGCACAGAAUGAGUUAACUGAGAGGAAAAUACAGCUAGCAGGCCAUCCAAGGACAUUGUUCACAGCCAAGACUUGGCUGACAACCAAGAGAAAGGGGGGCCUGAAUGUGCCCAAGCAACUGUGAGAUCUGCAAAAUACUGCAAGGCAUAAUGAAGACAAACGAAGGGUUAAAAAGCAGCUUUGUUGGACAGUAUUGGCUCAAGGAUUUAAAAAUUCCCUCACUCUGUUUGGACAGGCUUUGGCCAGAGACUUGGAGGAGUGGGAUAAUUCAGACAGAGCCCUCCUGCUGCAAUAUGUAGAUGACUUGUUGAUUGCUGCUGUGGGUCUAAUCCCUUGUCUCAGAGCUACUGUGAGUCUCCUAAACUUUAUUGGACUGCGAGGAUACAGGGUAUCUCAAAGCAAAGCCCAAAUUGCUCUUUCAGAGGUUCAAUAUCUGGGAUUUCACAUCAGGCAGGGAGAGAGAUAGCUCUCAAACGAAAGGAAGGAGGCUAUCUGCCAAGUUCCCAUCCCCAGCAACCGUAAACGGCUUAGGGCAUUCCUGGGCAUGGCAGGUUUUUGCAGAAUAUGGAUUCCAGAGUUUGGACUGUGGGCUAAACCUCUGUAUGAAUGUGUUAAGGGAGCGGAACAUGACCCCUUUCACUGGUCCCCAGAAGCGGACAGGGCAUUUAAAAUCUUGAAAAGGAAGCUAAUGGAAGCUCCAGCCCUGGGCUUGCCCGAUAUAUCUAAGCCGUUCCAACUGUAUGUGCAUGAACGAAAAGAGGUAGCUUUGGGAAUGCUUAACCAGCUAUUAGGUGCCUGGAAACGUCCUGUGGCAUACUUUUCUAAACAACUGGAUCAAGUUUCAAAGGGAUGGCCAGCCUGUUUGAGGGCGGUCGCAGCUACUGCUCUAGUGCUUGGGGAAGCUGAGAAGCUGACACUGGGAGGAACUGUGCAAGUGUAUGUUCCCCAUAUGGUCCGAGCCUUGCUGGACACUAAGGGUGGUCUUUGGCUCACACAGGCUCGGGUUGCUCGGUACCAGGCAAAGCUGUUAGAGAAUCCUGAAGUCACCCUGCAGAUCUGUCCCUCCCUUAAUCCAGCUACACUGCUACCAGAGACAGAAAAGCAGGAACAUGACUGUCUAGAAAUCAUAGAUGUUCAGUAUUCUAGCCGCCCAGAUCUAAAAGAUCAGCCACUCCCAAAUGCUGACUUGGAAUGGUAUACGGAUGGAAGUAGUACUGUUGUAGAUGGGCAAAGGAGGGCUGGUUAUGCUAUUGUGUCUCUUCAUGAUACCGUGGAAGCUGAGAGUUUACCGUCAGGAACAUCUGCCCAGCUUGCUGAACUAGUGGCCCUGACUCGUGCACUUGAGCUGGCAAAAGACAAACGGGUUAAUAUCUUUACUGACUCAAAGUAUGCUUUUGGGGUAUUGCAUGCUCACGCUGGUUUGUGGAAACAAAGGGGAAUGCUAACAGCCCAAGGCUCCCCGGUCAAGCAUGGGUCUCAAAUUCUCCAGCUUUUAGAAGCGGUACAACUCCCCUCAGCAGUAGCAGUGGUGCAUUGCAAAGCCCAUCAAAGGGAAGAUCAAGAUGUGGAAGCAGAGAAAAGAACUGACAGAAGGGAACUGCAAUGCAUGACGUUUGUUAGCAAGAGUCAGGCUAACUGUAACCCUGAUAACGCGAGAUUUGUAGAAGCGAGGAUUGUGUGAGGCGGGUGAGAAAGAGCUGUGUAAGAAGUUAUGAUGACCUCAGCAUAGAUAAAGUGUAGAAGACCUUGUGUAGAUAAGGUAAUAGAAAAUAAUUGUAUGUUGGCAAGAGUCAAAACAACUGAGGAAAUGAGAUAUCAAGAUGGCCUAUGUAUAAACAAAAAUGCUGCUGUCUCUCAUUAUUUUUGUAAUGAAAGGUAUAAAUGCUUGCUGUAAUUAGUUACCAGAGAGAGACCUGUUUACCUCUCUCCCUCUGCACAUGUGAGAGUUAAUAAAGCUCUGACUUGCUGUACCUAAACAAAUAGUGAGAACUCUGUUU